GUCACUUGUGAAAAUGUAAACAUUGAAAUUAAGGUUUUAAUUAUUUAAUAAAUUUGCAAAGACGAAUUAAAUUAAGUUAAAGAGAGUGAAUGAAGUUUUUUCGUUGUGUUUUAUACAGAACUAUGGCUCCAAAAUCAACAAAAGCUGGAAAGAAAGAGCUAACAACUGAAACACCAAAAAUUUCACAAGCAAUCAAAAUCGACAAAAACGGCGAUAUUUCAAUAAAAGUUCUAGCUAAACCAGGAAGUAAAGAAAAUGGAAUAACAGGUAUAACCGAGGAAGGAGUAGAAAUCAAAAUUGCAGCACCUCCUAUUGAUGGAGAAGCAAACACGGAACUAAUCUCAUAUUUAUCAAAACUUUUCAAUGUAAGAAAAUCAGAUUUAAGUUUAGAUCGUGGAAGUAGAAGCAGAACGAAAACUGUAACAAUGUCGAAAGAUUCUGGAUUAACAAUUGAUAAAAUAAAUGAUUUGAUUAAGUUGAAUGUUUAAUGAAAUCAAAAUUAAAAAAUAUUUUCAACAAAUUCCAAGCCAAUUCUUCCUUUAGCCGCGUCAAUUUGCAAAACUUUACAUUCAAUUCUAUCAGAUACUUUAAGUUUCGCACCUUUCAUAGCACUAGAAUGAAUUAAACCAUUUUUUCCAACACCCAAAUCAACAAAAGCUCCAAA
Clunio marinus is the source of this 664-nucleotide messenger RNA. The record is from the annotation of a GenBank genome assembly. NCBI's taxonomy places the organism in Eukaryota, Metazoa, Arthropoda, Insecta, Diptera, Chironomidae.